UUAGCCAGGUACAUAUACCUUUCUACCUCUAUGCAUAAAUACGUAGAUUCCGUCUAACCAUACGCUUAAUUCUGGUUAUAACCGAGCAUCGCUAGUCUAAAUUCUAUUUUUUUCUUUCAUACAUCGUACCAUUAUUUUACGUGGUAGAUAUAUAUUUUCUGGUUAAAUCAUCCGUUGUGUGUACGAGUUGAACAAAUUUCCCCUUAUUUGAAUCAGGGCCCGAUUCACGGGGAAAGAAUUGAUUAAUUACGCUUCCUAACAACGCACACGGAAGCUCAAGAUAUCGGUGUACUUUUCUUCUUAUCUAUUCAAAUUUGAUGGCCAAAAUUGACCCCAUAUGCAGUUAAUGCUGCCGUCUAAAUUUGUUUUCAGCCGUUCUUUUAUUACAUGAAUAACAAUUCUCGUCUGCGGGACCGUAAAAACGGAAGUCUUAUGUGAUAGCUUUUUGGUCGGCUGAAUAUAAAAAUGGACCCAAAUUGACCCAAUUUACUAACAGACCUGCUAGACUUAUUUUUGUUUAAAUUGAAUAUUAAAGCAGUUACAGUAACCUUACAUCAAUGAAUUGUUAAAUUUCAGCGUAAAUCUUCAAAAAAUGUUUUAAUUUUGUUUUCAAAUAAGGCUCGAACAUUUGAAGCACAAUGUUCAGUUCUUUUACAAAGAGCAUCUCUGAUUUUGUGAGUGAAAACAUUGCUAUUGACGAAACAAUACCCGCACAAAAUCCACAAACUUUGCCUCGAGCUGCCGGAAAGCAGCAACGUCCCGCAAGCGCCAAUGUUUCCAGGAACUCGUCACCGGGUCAUGUACCCCGGAACCCGAAUAAUGUUUUAACCAACCAAAACUUACCCUCAGCCGGUCGUGGAAGAAGCCAGGAACCGGGAAACCGAGCUAACACAAACGCCGGUGGAGCUUCUCGUCGACCAUAUGCAAGUGUUUCGUCGUCGCGAACAACAUCGCGGGAUCCGUCUCCAGCAACGGGACCGAGAAACGAGCCGAUGAGCGCAGAACAGCAGGCUGACAAUGGUCCAUGGAAUACGCAAGAAAAGCUUUUAAUCGACCAUUUAGGCCUUAACGCGAAAGAAUUGGAAGGCCUUUCGAAGUUCGAAUUGGUUCAAAUUGCGGCUGUUCACGCUGAAAUGAAGCACCAAGAAAAGGGAGGAAUUGACUUAAGUGCAGGUCCCUGCAUUGAAUCAAUGUUGUUGUCUCAAAUUGUCGAUAUUCCGGGGUUAGCUCAGUCUGAUUUGAUGCAUUUGAGUCCAAAAGAGAUUGCGAAAAUUGCAUCGGUUAAUAAUCAGUCAGUUGAAGCUAAAGAACCUCCAAAACAGGAUCUGCAGAAACAGAAAAGUGCCCAAAAAACAGCUGCCGCUUUAGGUCCUCAAGCUAACAGUAGCAUUAAGGGAUCCUCAGGAACUGUAAGUAACAAAAGCGGUCUACGAGGUGGCAUGGGCGAAAAGCAGCUUCCCAAUGUAACCCCAGCCAAGACAUCAAAAAUCGAAGACAAAUCGACCCUUUCUUUUGACAGUUCAAAUCUUUUCAAAAAGACAAAUGAAUUAUCAAAGUCUAUUACUGGAAUUGACAAUCCAACUGCUGUGUUGCAAGGGAAAAUGAACAAUCUGAUUUCGACUGGAAUGGAAAACGUUCAAAAAGUCCAAUCUCUGAACCCAGUGAUUCCAGUGACAACCGAACCCAAACAUGCGGCGCCUGCGAAAAGCGUCUGGGAUUCUUUGACAAAAUCUGAAAAGUCGAAGUUAUCAACCAUGGGUUUAGACGAGACUGCAGUGAAUGGGUUGUCUAAAACUGAGGUUGAACAAAUUUUAAGCGUCAUGAUGGAAUCAGAAAACCCUAACAGUACUGGUUCUAAGAACCCAUCAAGGGAAACCUCACGUGCUUCAUCGCCGACUCGUGGGAAUAACUCACGAGUUGAUUCGACAUCUCGGAACCCCGAAGUCGAGAAAUCUCUAGCCGAAGUUUCAAACCAAGUGUCCAAGUUUUUCGGAUCUGCUGGUGAUCAAAGUCUGCAUGAUGACUGUAGUCAAACUAAAAAAGAUAAUCAUGUUUCCUUGAAAAAGAUGGAAUCUGUUGAUGUUCUCAAGGCACCACCUAUUCAGAGAGUCAUGAGCCAGGAGCAACAACUUGCCGAGCAGCGUCGUCUGGAUAACGAGAGGCGACUUCUUGAAGAGCAGCGGAUGUUGGAAGAAGAAAUUCGAAUGGAAGAAGAACGUCAGAAAGCCGAGGAGGAAAAACGAAUUGCCGAGCAGAAGCGACGAAAACAAAUGCAGGAGCGAAUUGAAUCUGAGAGAAAACGACUUGAGCAGGAAAGAAUUGAAGAAGAAGAACGUUGGCGUCGCGAGGAGGAGGAGCGUCUGCGCCGCGAGGAGGAGGAACGUCUGCGUCGCGAAGAGGAGGAACGUCUGCGUCGCGAGGAAGAGGAACGUCUGCGGCGCGAGGAGGAGGAACGUCUGCGUCGCGAGGAGGAGGAACGACUGCGUCGCGAGGAGGAGGAACGUCUGCGUCGCGAGGAAGAGGAACGUCUGCGUCGUGAGGAGGAGGAGCGUCUGCGUCGCGAGGAAGAGGAACGCCUGCGUCGCGAGGAGGAGGAGCGUCUGCGUCGCGAGGAGGAGGAGCGUCUGCGUCGCGAGGAGGAGGAGCGUCUGCGUCGCGAAGAGGAGGAGCGUCUGCGUCGCGAGGAGGAGGAGCGUGUGCGCCGCGAGGAAGAGGAGCGUGUGCGCCGCGAGGAGGAGGAGCGUCUGCGUCGCGAGGAGGAGGAGCGUCUGCGUCGCGAGGAAGAGGAGCGUCUGCGUCGCGAGGAGAAAGAGCGUCUGCGUCGCGAAGAGAAAGAACGCUUGCGUCGCGAGGAGGAGGAACGUCUGCGUCGCCAGGAGGUGGAACGUCUACGUUUUCAGGAAGAGGAGGAGGAGCGUCGGCGUCGCGAGGAGGAAGAACGUCUGCGUCGCGAAGAUGAUGAGCGAAAUCGUCGCGAAGAAGAGGAAAGAUACUAUUGGGAGCAACAGAAUCGUAGGCGCAGAGAUGAUGCUGAUGAUGAUUAUCGGCGGCGAGGGGCUCAUGAUAGAUAUCAACGAGGUGAUGGCGAUGACAGAUUUCGAAAAGAUGAAGAACGAACCCGACGUAAUGGGAAAAACUGUGAUAAACGUUCGGACUCAAGAAGCUACGACAAACAAUAUGAUUCACGGUAUGACAAGGAUCCCUAUGAUGACCCUUUCUCAAAUCCCAGCAGCAAUCGAAAUAAGGAUCACCCAGGAUCUGAAAAUCGGGAUGACUACCAGUAUCUCGGAAACGAGCGAACCGAAUAUCGUGAUUUAAGUUCAAGAAGUCAGCAUCAGGGCCAGCAAAGGUCAGGCGAUACCUACCAGAGCUCAGCUCCCGGCGAUGAGCGGUCAAGAAUGGUGCAACAGUAUCAUGAGCAAGAGAUGCGAAGAAACAAGUAUGGAGAUGUAGACAUUUACUUCUCGGAUGAAGAUAUGGAAUCGGAUUAUUCAGUUGAAGAAGCGGCAAGAGGUCGACAGUAUCAAGUGACAUACAACAAAAAUUUCCCAGAGAGCCGAAACGGCGAGAACUCAAUGCCUUUGCAACGAAAUGACUUUGAGUCGAAAUGUUCCACUCCUAGUAGAAAUGUGGGUACAGAAAAAACAAUGCCAGGAGAGCAAAAAACUUCUGAAAAAAAUCCAGAGAACCCCAAAAAGAGGGCACUUCCUCCCGGUUUGACGGAAGCUGAUGUCGCGGGCCUUUCAGCAGCUGAACUUGAAAUGAUAAUGUCAGUUAUGGCACGCGCAGAUGAAGAUGAAAUUGUUGAACUAACUCCUGAAGUUGCUGAAUCAAAAUCUAGCGGAAAUGUUCACAGUGGAAGUAAUGAAUUGCGUUCACGUAAUGAUGACGUAACAGUUGAUCAUUUCACUGGCACUUCAUCAAUUAUGAAUCAAAACAGGCAUGAAACGCAAAAAUCUGGCGGUGAACUUAAUCGUGACGGAGUGAAAAAAGAACAACUUACAAACAAAAAAGAUUCUCAAAUUAGACAUACUUUGCCAAGUUUUCCUGAUGACGAUAGUAGAGAUACGUUUGCAGAAAAAGGAAAAACAACUAAUUUUGGAUCUAGGGAUUUGCAAGACGUACAACUGUCCGGAUAUACAUCGGUGCAACCUGCUAUAAAUCAGCUGGAUAAAAGCAAAACUGUAUCCAGUAUUGCUGGUGAAAGAGAUAGUUUUUCCAGUGGUGGGAUAAAUACAUCCUCAUCUGAUUUUGUAGGAAGCGGAGUUAAAGGUAGUACCACCGUUGAUUACAAUAAUAUUGCAUUAUCGCCGUAUGAGAACAGUUCGCAAGUGAAUAUUAGAGCGGACACUGAACCAUCGAAGCGUAACAUUGGAAAUAGUGGACUUGAUUCUAUUUCUUCAUCCAGUGCCGAUUUUUAUCACGGACAGAAGAGUUUUGGAGAAAAUCGUCAUCUCAGCGGCAGUGAUUUUUCUACCAGCGACACUUCAGCUUUGGGAAAUUUUAGUGCUCCUCAGAACAAUAGUUUAAACAAAGGGUUGCAGAAAAAGGAAAAUCAACAAAGUUUGGACCGUGAACAAAGGAAUAGUUCAGCUGACGUUAUAUUUUCUUCACAUUACCAAUAUACGAAUAGCGCCAACAAAUCUGACCUUGCAAAUAACCACUCAUAUUCUCUUUACCAACAGCAAAAUAAUGGCAAUUUUCCCCAACGAAUAAUCAACAGCAAUAACAACAGCGCCGAUGGUUCAUUUUCAACUUACAACACUUCAGCUGGACUUUUUAAAGCUGAAGGCACCAACAGUAAUUUUUCAGAGCAAAAUUACAAUACAAACAAAGUUUACGCUACAAGUGCUGGAGAAAACUUUAACAACACUAGUGAAAGUAGCGGGAAAAUAGAUCAUAUUUCAUUUUAUGAUGUUAAUAGUGCAAAAAAUGUUGGAAGCGCUAGCAACCAGAUUUAUCAGAAUACUAUUUUGUCCGGUGUUAACUUCGAUAACAUAAAUAUACCUGGACAAUCAAGUUAUAACAGUAGUGGAAUUGUUACUUCAAACAACAGUUUUUAUUCCAAUACUGAUGUAAGCUCGCAUUCAUCAAAUUCAAACGGCUAUAAGGUUGAUCUUCAAAAAAGUGCGACAUCCGAUAAAUUCGCCACGGAGACAUCUGUUAAUCAUGCCAACUCUUCAACUGAAAAUACAAACAAUGUGUCAAGUAACUUGAAUUUCUCUUCGCAAGGUUAUGGAAACUAUGAUUUGGGUUACACAGAUUCAAAAUUAUCCUCAAACUCUGGAAACUUUGGAAAAAAUUACGGACAAAAUUCUAAUGAAAAUCGAACAAAAUUUGAAAACAUAUAUGAACAACCCCCACCACGCGUAACGUCUCAACCUUGGAAUCCAAAUCAGCAUUCGAAAAUCUCGUCCAAUCAGACUGGAGGAAACGAGGCCGACAACCCAUCGCAGAAACAGAUCGAAGAAGAAAGUUAUUAUGCUAACUUACCUUACCAACAGGUAGUAGCGCCAAUAGCAAUUUCGGAUAUUUCUGACGAUCAGUUUGACAGCUAUGAAAAAGAACAGUCGUUUCCGUACGUCGACGAACCUCAGAACAAACUGCUACCUAGUAACCGAAACCAACAUAAGAGCUCUCAAAACUUGGAUUUGCGUUCGCAAUAUAGUCAAAAUUUGAAUAUAAACCAACAAAACAAAUCAACUGUGAACUCUGAGAUGGAAAAUAUCAACGCACAACUUUUGCUGAAACGAGGGGAAGAAACAGCGGCAAAUUUUGGAAAGAUGUUUGAGAAGGCAAAUAGUGCAAUUUCGAGCUUCGCAGAGGAUUUUUCGAAGGGGAUGAACUAUGGGUUGGACCCCUCGGGAGAAUUGAUGGACCCGCACAAGCCUCCUCAGAGUUAUCAGACCGGAACAAUUGGACAAAACCAACAACAACAACUACAACAACAAUCAGGUGACGAGGACCAGCAGUCUACUUUUAAAUUAUGCAUUCAGUGCACUGAGACCAGACUGGACCACAGUGCGGAGACCAGCAACGGACACUUCUGUGCCAGCUGUGCCAACUUCAUCUGUCUACAGUGCUGCAAAUUAGUCACCAACCAUGCAACUAAACGCAAAGAGUGGCUCUGUCUUUAUUGCCACAAAGGCGUGCCCAGAAUGAGUCACCACGUGAACAACAACUUACAAGGUCACUCCUCGUCUUCAUCGGCCAAUCAGCAACAUGUGAAUUCUGGACUGAUGGGACAGGACAUGGACAUGGCUACUCCUUUUGAUCAGAAGGCGUCUGCAGCGAAUUUAUCGAGUUUCUUCCUGGAUGGUGAUUUUCUCAAUCUUGAGAAGAGUCAGAAAGAAUUGAGAAAACAGAAUUCGACAGAAUCAAACGACGGCAAAAUCAAACUCGAAAAGAAAGAGCCUCAGCAGAAAGUUUCAACUUCUUUCGACGAUUUUGAUCCGAACCAGUACCUCGCCCAACUAAGCUGGGACACCGAGACAAUUUCAACCAAUCAGAGUGAAGCUAGUUCCGACUUGAGUUCUCAGAACAAAAACACCGAACACACAAUCAAGUGGAGUUCGUCGUCGUCUUGGAAGCCGAAACAAAACGAGCCUUCGAGCCAAAUGCAGGAAACUUCGAUAAAUGGCAGUUUUGAAACUAGCGACACCAGAUUAACUACCGAUAGUCGUGAUGCGGAAUCUAAAAAAACGGCGCGUGAAAAAUCUCCGAAUCGGAUAAUGCCGCCGUUGCCCAAAGAUAUCCAGAAAAAGACUCAACAAGAACAAAAUCAAGGAGUAAGCUCAUCGUUUCAAAAUUUUGCGCAAUCUGAUUGGUCAGCGAAGAGUAGCUCUGAUUCGUCUGGCCAAUCACAGCACCCGGUUGUAUACUACGACAACCAAAGCGCAGACUCUGCUCAAAACGAGUAUUCUUAUUACGACUACGGAAAUUACGACGAUAACGUGCAAUAUUAUGAUUACGAGCGUUAUAACUCGGGCUAUUACGACCAGUACGGAAACUGGGUUGAACAACUUGAGCCCAUUUACCAAAAACACGAUAUUGGGAAUUCGCAAAAUGAUUAUGAAAAUGUCGUCGAAAAACGAGCGGGUUCUAAUUUUACAAAUGAGCAGUCAUUAACCAGUUCAGUUAGUACUAGUAACAAUAACAUCAGCAAUAGUAGUAGUAGUAAAUUGUUUGAACAAAGCGCAUUCGACAUACCACCCGGGGUCAUCUCGGAACGCCAGGAGCCGAGUUCCAAAACUCAUUCUUCAAGUGUUGCCAGUAACGAGCCGAUUUACGAGAACACUGAAAUCAUGUACCCAAUGAUUCACGAUGGAAGCGAGAGCUAUUCUCAAGACAUAAUGGAUUCGAUGAAUUAUCAAGAUCAUUAUAGUUCAGAUGAAGGUUCGGAUGUUGAACUUAUCGAAGAAGGUUCGAUGGAUCGCUACAACACUUUCACUAACCUAAGCACAGCUAAAGAGAAAAACAAGAAAUCUUCAGGAUCUGAAAACAGCCUAGAGGAAUUUGAUGAGAAUUCUCAAUCCGCGAAUUUUGAGAAUGAAGAAGAAAUGUUGGACCCUGAUAGCAACAAUUUCGUGCAAUAUCAACAAGAGCAAGAGAUUUCAGCCGCGCUUGCAAAAGCGGGAAGACAUCCCAGAACACCUCUAUGCACCUUGAUCGAAAGUUCCGAAGAGGAAGAACUCAGCGACUUUGGAAUGAGUCGGAACAAGAAGAAAGUAAUUGAGAUUCCCAAACGUCAAACGCGUUCUGAAAUGCUACAAAAAUUAGAAGAAAGAAAAGCUGAAAUUGGCCAAAAACACGCAAGCGUUUCAAAAAGCACUGAUAAAAAGUCUCAAAAUCAUCCUAAAAAUAACCAAAGUUUCCCAAGCGUCCAGCAGCAAGCGCGGUCUAAUCAAAUAAUUACAGUGGAAGCCCCAAAAAUUGCUCAAGCUAGUUCUACAAUUCAAGGCAGAGGUGUGCAAGCUUCAACGCAAACUAUGCCGAAAAGCGCUUUGAAAACAUCACCAAUUUCUAGUGCAAUACAUAGCAAUACUUCGUCGAGUGUCCCGAAAGUUCCGACUGCACCGCCUCCCCCGCCUCCUAUUACCACGAGCGGCCAAACUUCGCUUUAUUAUCGAUUGGCGAAGGAUAUGAUCUCGGAGCAUUAUCACGUGGGGAAAAGCUCUUACUCGCAAUCAUUAGCCAGUAGACUUGAAAUAGGUCAAACACCUGUUGAAUCUGUGACAGCUAGCAAAAAACUAGACCCUAAAUUUGCUCAAAGAUCAACUGGGGCUGACACGAGUGAUUUGACCUCGCGUCAACAGCAACCUUCAGCGGUCAAAUCAAGGUCACCAAACUAUAAAUGUACAAUUUCAACUCAAACAGGCGCUGAACAAUCGGGCACAGCUGUUUCGUUUUUGACUUAUAAAGACUCGGGUUCUAAAACGACUCGAGGUUCCGAAACACUUCAAAGUACAAGUGUUGGUACCGAUACAAGCGCUUCUGGAGGCCAACCUGUCAAAGAAAAAAGGGUCAAAUUCUUGGAGAAACGAACUUGGAGCUUACCCGAAACAGAAGAAGAUUCCGAAAUGGGUUCGCGUUCUCUAGCUGUAAACGUUGAGCGAGUUUUAAUUAAUUCUAACUCGAGCGAUGACGCAACCGAAAACUCCAUUGAGCUCGGAGCAACUUCUACUAAAAAGCAUUACAAAGACGCUUCCACGAGUAAAACCGAGAAAGACUUGUCGCCCAUUUCAAUUUUAUCGCCGACUCGACCUACUUCGUCGUCGAUUUCAGGGGUUGACAAAGCCCGAAAAAGCGGCGGUGUUAAAAGGGUUCUCCCCCAACCUGACCCAGAAGAAGUAGAGGAAGAAGAAAACUCGAAUCGAUUCGGAACCCGAGUCAAAGCGCGGCCGCUGCGAAAUGACGAGGUUGAUAUUCUACGAAAGAGACUGUUAACUCCAUCUUCAAAAGACAAAAAAUACACGUCUUCGUCAUCGAGUCAUUCUGCUAGUUCGUCAACUGGCCAACCGCCUUUGCAAUCAAUACUUAAGAAAGAGAAUCAGUCCAGAAAUGGCACCUCAGAGCCAAAAGGACGCAGAAUGACGUCAACGUCUGUGCAAGCCGACGGAAAUGACUUCGAGAUUUCACGCGAUGUUAGAGCGGCUUUGGAACAAGGGAGGAAAACGUGGGAGUAUGAUGAUACGGAUGUGUUUUUGGAGCAGCAUUCUGGUUUGAGGAAGAGUGCUGGAAACAGACUUAAAAACGACUUGUCGAAAUAUGACCCCUUCAAGAAUGAGAGCGAAUCAUCCUACUCAAGAAGUUCACAUCUCGAUUCUUCACAAGAAGUUGACGACGAUCUUAUGCGGCAACUCAAGAGCAAAAUUGGAUACCUCGAGAACUGCAAGCGCGAGAACUUCGAGUUCCAUUCCGGAAUCACAUCGGGGGUUUCUGGGCCGGGAUCGAAAGAAAUCAGAACCCAAACUAGACUCGGAUCUCCCAGACGAAGCCCAGACCCGAGUUUCCAGAGGAAUGUCUCCGGGUUGCAAACAUCCUCGGGAUCCCAUUUGACACUUCCGGUUGGAUCUCGGGGAUUAAAAAACGGUCGAAACUGGUCGCCGAAUGUGAUGGAUUUAACCGUUCAUAUAGAAGAGCCAAACCCAAUUGUGAACCAACAGAAGAAGAAAGUUCAUCAAGAAAUGAAGUUUCUGGUUGAUGACUUACAGCGUCGGCAACUCACGGAAGCACGGCGAGCUCUGACGAGCAUCACGACUCAAAAAACAACUGAUUUAGAGAAAUAUGCCUACCCAAAAGGUCGAGGUCUAGUAUGGGUUGCCUCGCAGGCUGUAAAACCCAAAAUGAUGAACCAGAGGUUGAGUCCGGCAGUCGUUCCGCAGUCGCACCAAAUGGUGGCACCGUCGCCUGUUCCGUCUCUGGAUGGCACUAUGAGGUUCCAAGGCCAUCAGGGACAACCCGAUCAAGUCAUUGUGACGCCAGGAUUCGCGACCGGAGUUUCAAUGAUUCCCCCUACACCUCCCACUUUAAUUCUACCCACAGCACCCAUGACUCAACUUCCCACUUACGCUCCGGCUGCAGUCGGCGACUUGAUUCUACCCGCGGGUCUCGGCGAUCGGCUGUUUCAUUCGAACGCGGCACUGAAUGUUCCGACAACCACUCGACUUUUCAUUGAUCCGAGUACUACUGCGACUUACUUGUCGACGCGAGAUAGAUACAUGUUGUCGCCUGGACAAAACUACACGAUGGGUGGACGGAAUGCGGACGCGGAGUUCGACGCAAUGCGAAGAAACCGGAUGGCCGAAACGAACGGCUUCGUUCCAGGACUAUACAUUCCGAACUCGAAUCAGGAUGCGAACAAUUUGUACAACAGAGCGCUGCUACUAAACCAAAACGAGCAAAGUUUGGCAAGAAUGCAACCGAUUUAUGAAAACGAUCCUUACGGGCUUCGAAACCUGACACCUCAAGACCCGGCUACUAUAAAACGGGACUCCAAACUUGAGCUGAUAGCUUCGUUGCAGCAACAACUUGACGACCUCUAUAGGGUUGAACUGUACAGGUCUGCUGUCGAUGCUAAUACGGGUUUAGUCGGACCCCCGAACCCCCCUCAACCUUCCCCUGCAACCCUAGGUCUAACUGGAAACGCCUCGAUAAACGAGCUGAAAAAGUCGAUUGAUCAGCGUUGGCAGCAACUUGACCAAUCAUCGACGUUGUUACGUAAUCUCAGCGCCAAUAGGCUGGCUCAGACUUUUUCGACCAACAAUAAUGGGCCAUCGAAUGGCAUGGAUUAUAACCAAUCAAAUCUGGUGGAUCCUAAUUUGUUCAUUACGAACAAUAACAUGGCAAGUUUGUACGACCCCUACCCAGUUCGAGAUUUAAAUGCCCUACCAAGCGUGAUAGUUGAAGAAAUUAACGAUUCGGGUUCGGUUAUAAGUUCCCCUAACCAAAUGACGACUUUGGUAACUAGCCCGACAUAUUCAUCAGCUUUUAAUCAACUACAAAGCACAAUUGAACCUAUAAUCCAACAGUCGGCUCAAACUCAGCACAUGCAAGCCCAAAUUUUUCAACAACAACAACAAAUUGCCCAAACGCAGCAGCAAUUACAAUUGCUGCAGCACCAAACAAACCAACAGCAAUUUCAGACCCAAAAUCCAGUCCAAAGUGCUAUAACAGCUCCUGGACAAAUGCAAGUUCAAGAUCCCCAGGCUAUUAUUUUGCAACCCCCUGUAAUGACUAAUCAGCCGUUCUUAGGGGUGAAUCAAGGUGGCAUUUUCGACGGAACUGGCGCUUUGCCGAAAACGGGCGCCCAACCCAAUUUAGCUUUGACGCCUUUACAGCAACAUCAACAGCAGGCAUUCAGUUUGGGCAAAAAAGAAACGCCAGAUUUUGGACACAGUUACAACUCAAAGACCCUGUCGCUUCCCCACAACAAAUCAAACUUGAACCCGAACUCGGGUGGGAUCAUAAGACCCUUAGAACAGAAUCAACAACAGGGACAACAAAGUUCAAGUCAACAACAGCAACAGCAACAAAGCUUGAUAAAUUCUAUGAACAAUAACCCAUACGCAACACUGUCCCGAGCCGCAGUUAACGAAUACUCGAACCACCCACAAUUCUACGACAACCAAGUUUUAAGUGGAGCUAGAUCCGGCCAAAGGUUAACAGGUCAUUUUGGGGGGAAUAAUGACCCCCAAUUUACCUCCCUGGGUGAUAAUUUUUUCAACUUAGGGGGCCAAGAAAAAGCAGUCCGAAGUAUGACUGAUCUAUCGCGUCCCAGCCAACCCCCGGAUUUCUUGGAAAGAGCGCUUAUAAAACCAAGUCAGCUAUCGAUCGAAGAUUUGAACGACGGUCAUUUCAAGCGACAAGUAGACCAUUUUAGACAAGAUGGUCAAAAUGUGAUAAGCAACCGUGGACUUGUGAUGCAAGAGUUUCCGACGCGUGAUCCGGGCUCGAUCAAUUUCUCCCAACUACCUUUGAAAUCCUUCAGGCUGAGCCAAGACCCAAAAGACCGAAGUGGGCGAAGCAACGGAUUAGGUUUGAGCAUAGUCGGGGGUAAAAUUAUACCAGAAACCAGUAACACCAAAGUGGCAAUGAUCCAGAAAAUUUUCCCGGGAAAAGUUGCGGAAAUUUUGAACCCACAAUUGCAAGAAGGUGACGUUGUUAUUGAGUGGAACGGGAACUCUUUAGUGGGCAAAACUUAUGAGGAAGUUCAAAAUAUAAUUCAGUCGAAAACAACUGGCGACGUUGACAUACUAGUGUGUCCUCAGGCGCAAGCUAAAUCGAUCAUGUCAAAAGCAGAUCGAACUGCUCAAAUGAGUGUCUAUUCCUCAAACGGCCCAAAUAACCAACGAGUUAAAAAAGAAUACGACUUUCACAACAUGCAGUUUAUCAAAGGUCAAGUUCAAGGUCAACAAGGGUCAUCUUUGAUUAUGACGUCAUCACAACAUGAUCAGUGGGGAGGAACUCAAGGUCAAAUGAGCAACCAGUUACGUAAUAAUUUAAGCGCGUCUUACAAUCAAGAUCUGAACCGGAGUCGAAUCCAAGUUAGUCAAAAUGAUGACCCGAUACAAUACGGGAACCCUGGUAGCAAAGCGUGGCGUGGAGCUGGUAUAUAUUCGACGUUGCCAAGGGGUCGACCCGGUAAUUCUGAUGCACUUUUGGCACGCCCAGGAGGUAAAGUGCAGCAGAAGGGAUUGUGGUUGGACCAGCAGGAUGGGGGGUUCGGAGGUCCGGUUGGCAACCAGGGGCGGAACGUGGACGAUGGAUUUGGACACCAGUUUAGUACACUUCCGAUAACUCACUCGGAGCGGAUGAACAACCCCCGAACAAACCCGACUUGGCAGGCAUCCCAGCCAGACUUCCAAGACCCUUCCUUACUGCAAAAGUCCCGAAUUACUCUCACUCACAGUCGGGAAUUUGAAAUGUGUUGCGCUGAGGAGGAAAUAAGAGGAGAGAUGCAGAUAGCAGUGGCUUACUCGGAUGAGACGCAGGAGCUGGUGGUGGACAUAAUACAGGCCAAGGGCUUGAGUCCCCCCUCCUCCAAGAUGACUGCAGACCCAUUCGUCAAGGUCUAUUUACUACCCGACAGAUGCCCUGAGAACAAGCGUCGAAUCCGGUACACCCGUGCCACUCUACACCCCUUCUGGAAUCAGAGCAUCGAGUACGGAUUCCUGCCCCGGAACCACCUGCCCAGGAAGUACCUGGAACUGACGGUGUGGGACUACGACAAACAGAGGACAAACACUUUCCUGGGAGAGGUGAUAGUAGAUUUAGGCGACUACACAGUGUUGGACGGUCGAGCGAGAUGGUACCUGCUAACAGAACACACAGACAGUCCAGACGCCUAUCUGGAUAGAGUGCACUUGAUGCAGCAGCACAGACUCACUGGAGCAGGGCCAGGGGUCAAAGGUCAACCGGGGUCAAGUGGAGGAGGACAAGGUGGGGUGGUGAGGAAAGCGAGGUCGCAGUCUGAGUUGGAAAAGAACAGAUUUGGACGCUUGAGUGGUGAAUUUGACCGUCAUGGACGAAUGAAAUCGGCAGGUGGGGGGACUGGUGGAUCUGGGAACUACAACACCCACGACCCCACCCGAGGGGGAGGAGGAGGCAGGAACAGCCGAUGGGACUCUGACCCAGAGAUGUCGGCCAAUGAGUUCGCAGAAGGACAUGACUAUGGUCAAGGUCAAGGUCAAAUGAACAGACGAGGUGUUCAACAUGGAGGGUCAUCGAGGGGUCUGCGGGCGAGGAGUUUGGAGAGACAACUAGACGGCGAUGGAGGAAGAGAACCAUACUACACUAAUGACCAACGAAGGAUCCGAAGUUCCUUGAUUGAAACUGGAGGUGAAGCGGAGCAUGAAAACAUUUGCAGACUGGCAAAUUUAUUGGCUAAUGACGCCUUGACCAUGUAAACAUACUUGUGCGUAAUAAAGCAAAACAGUUUUUUUUCAAUGUUCAACAAAUCGAGUAAUUUAUUCAAGUAAUUAAGUGAGGUGUAAUCAUCACUCUGUUUAGUACGAUAUAUCGAAUCAAUCAAAUGUAAUUCAAAUAGUUUGCACUGAUUAGUCAAUUAAA
Molecule: messenger RNA, 14070 nt
Organism: Symsagittifera roscoffensis
Lineage: Eukaryota; Metazoa; Xenacoelomorpha; Acoela; Convolutidae
Exons: 14
Coding region: 639-13907 (4422 amino acids)
Biological process (GO): regulation of membrane potential; calcium ion-regulated exocytosis of neurotransmitter; regulation of synaptic plasticity
Cellular component (GO): cytoskeleton of presynaptic active zone; presynaptic membrane
Molecular function (GO): transmembrane transporter binding; small GTPase binding
Source: RefSeq, a predicted model, not a curated record